Messenger RNA from Ostrea edulis (European flat oyster), 2442 nucleotides. RefSeq lists its product as uncharacterized. The transcript has 16 exons. The record is from RefSeq and is a predicted model, not a curated record. The coding region runs from base 313 to 1950 and encodes 545 amino acids. Lineage: Eukaryota; Metazoa; Mollusca; Bivalvia; Ostreida; Ostreidae.
GAUGUGAUAUGGAAAAGAGUUUGUACUAACCUAUGUAAUAUACGAUGCGAUGUCCUCAUGUGAUAUUAUCAUGGUAUAUAAACGAAAUAAUUCAUUUGUGUCAUUAAACAUAGUUUAGUACAUUCCAUCAGGUCAAAACAAGAAAAUGCCAGUGAAUGAUCGGUGUGGAAGAAGUAUUUCUUUAUCAUCAUAUUGACGAUAUCGUUGAUUCAUUUACAUGUACUUUGCUAUAAUCAACAAGCUUAUGGAGUGUUGUUAAAAAGGUGAAUUCGAAGCAGACACAAACUGGAGUACAGAUUUAUCCGAAGUGCUAUGAGUGGACAGAUGAUCUUAUUAAUGACCGUCACUGGUUAUUUGUUGCCAGGAUCACAUGCAUUACUUCCAAAGUUUGUCAGAAGAGUAUUAAAAUGUCCAGAACCAAAUAACAUUACAGAAUGGGAACAAGCAUCUGCGGGACUUGCAUGCCUUCAUCCCAUAGAGGGUGGUUCCAGUCAACAGCAAUAUAAUAUCUAUCACUGUCUUCCUAGUAGUUUCCUGAAUGAGAGUUUGGAGUACUGUGGAAUUUCGGGACCGGUUGAUAAAGGUAAUUGUCCUGUUUAUGUGUAUGGCGAUACGAUGGGACUUAACAAAGCUGCCAGCUAUAGAUCAUGCACCAACUUCACAAGCGGAUGUCCAGCAAAGUUUUAUCACUCAAAAGAAGUGUUUAAACAUCCAGCAUGUCUUAACGUAAACCCUAUAGCCAAGUGCUAUAUUGCAGAGCCUAUAUGUGAAAAAAAUUAUGAUAUACUAAGUGCCAACAAUCACACUGAUUCAUCAUCGACAGAAAUCGAUAAAAACAAUGGCGAGAACGAUAAUUUAAAAUUCAUCAUCCCUAUCGUUGUUCUGUCUGUAUCCAUUGUUAUAAUUCUUAGCAGUGUCAUUUUAUUGAAAAAGAAGAAAGUUUGCAGUACACAAGAAAACAACCGUCCCUUUUCGGAACAGAAUGAACAUAAUGAACCACAAGAAACGUCUGAGUUACUAAAUGUAAAUGAAACUCCCGUUGAACCAAGAGAUGUGCAGAUAUUACCUGAAGGUUCACAGAUAUCGAAGAUCUCCUUUAGCGUGCUAUUAACAGAUAUAAGUAAAAUAUUACCAGUGGAGAAGAUGGCUUAUAUUAGGAAUUAUUUGAAAGAUAUCGGUGAAGAUGACCUUUGCGUGAAGGAUGACAGAGAGAUGUUCGGAAAGUUUGCGGAUCGUUUCAACUUGGAACACAAUAUACACUACCUGCAAGCAAUAUUGAUGAGAAUUUUGAGCCCCUUGUCAGAAAGUCAGACAGUUUUUGAGAUGUGUCGUAACUAUGCAAAAGCAAAAUCGAGUGUGUUGUAUCUUGAACAAGACAAAAGACCUCCAGUUGAUGGUUUCACAGAAAUAUCCUUUCAUAUCAAAGGAAGUGCAGUGUCGUCAGAGAAGAUUGAGGAUUUAAGAAAAUCGAUAGCUCUAAUCUUAAAAGUGCAACUUGAAAAUGUCCUAUACCGAGGUGGUGAGAUAACUCAAAGUUUUCUUUUGAAAUUUAUGAUACCCGAAGAAAAUGCAAGAAUACUUCAAGACAAAGAUGUGUUAUAUUCACGUCAACUGAGUGAAAUUGGUGUGGAUUCCCUUCGAUUACAUGGAAAAGAAAUAGAAAUUCACCAUCCAGACACCGGAGCUGAAGAUGCAGACGAUCUGGAUGACGCAUCGUUUAAGGAAACCGAACCACUUGUAGAACCUCGAAUCCCAUUUGUUGACGAAGAGGUCACAAGUCAUGAUGACUCGGACACUGAUUGCCAAGAUGUAAAUCCUGGAAGGCCUCAAGAGUUCCGAAUGCUGGUUACGAGCCAACAACACCCAUACGAUAUGCUAACCCAGCUUUUGCAUCCCCAUCCAAGAUUUUGGGAUCCCAAAAGCCAAACACUGCUGAUAAGGAGAAUAUGAAAAGUGCAUGCUAUCGGACUACAUCCUUGAAAUAUCCAGAUCACCGAAAAACUAUGAUCGUCCAUAAACGGAAAAUAUCAUGGUGAAAGAAAACACUUGAUUACUUCUGGACUGAUACGCACGAUUACGUUUGGAAGUGUAUAAUAGCCUUACCCUAACGUUUGGUGACUGUGAAUGUGAGAAAAAUUAAUUACAGUAAAUUUGCCAGCGAUACACAAUAUGUUAAACAUAUGUGUAGUUGUACUUCAAAUUAGAUUAUAUAAUUAUUCAACAAACUAGUUUUCAAGUAUGUCUAGAAAGUGUUUGUCAUUUUAUCUAUUUGAUUAAAAAUCCUACGAAACAAAAUAUUCAUAUGAAUAUGAGAAGAAGAAUAUCUUUCUGUUGUUUUCAACUCAAAAUUCAAAAACAUUGACGGUGUUUUAUCUGUUAAUUUUGAUUUAUGUGUCGAUUCGAUAUAUCCCUGUGAUCUCGAAAUAAAAGUUACCACAUGAG